UUUUUUAAUUCAAACAAUUAUCAACUCUGUUUUUGUGAAGAAAUUUGUAUUUUUGGACUAUAUUUUACCUUUUUCAGGAUAAAUUUCUCUAGAAAGUUCAUUUUUCGCGUCAUGGCAUUCCACUUCCUGAUUUUAUGCAGGUUAGCCACAAGUUUUAAGAAUUUGGCACAAGGAUUUAGUUACCAAUUCACACUUUUCUUUGUCCUUGAAAAUGUUAGUUUUAGGAUAUCCUUUUUUUUAUUUAUUUUUUAUUUUUUAUCUAGUAAUAUUAAAAAUAUGGCAUAGACAGAUAUAUGAUUUUGAAAGUGCGAAGAGAGCUGGCGACCUAUUUGGCUAUCCUCUAAUGAUAAAGAGUAGGAGGCUUGCUUAUGAUGGGCAUGGAAACGCUGCUGCUAAGAGUGAAGAGGAGAUCUCUUCUGCAGUAAAUGUCCUUGGAGGCUAUGAUCGUGCAUUAUAUGUUGAGAAAUGGGCUCCAUCUGUAAAGGUCUAUGUUGCAAGCAAUCUUCAGCUCAUUGGUCUCAAGAUCUGUCUAUAUGGUAACUUCUACUGCCACCCUAAUUUUUAACCAAGCAAUGGCUUGACAUCCACUAUAUGUUUGGUUGUCAUUGAUAUAUAAAACGGUCCAAAAAUUAGCUUUAACUUUUGAUCUUUUUCUGUUUAAUGAUGAUGUGCUCUGCCAUUGCAAACCUAACAAAAGCACUAAAGUUGUGCCAUAUUUAUGCAAUGAUACUGAAUUGAUCCCUGUGUAUAAACUAAAUUGAUGGCUGGCCAAUAUUUAAUUUAACUGUUUUUUUUUCUCUGGGCUACACCUGAGCGAGACAAGAGCGGGGAGUUGGGAGCAUUCGAAGCGGAGUUAUCAGCACCAACUGUAAAACCCAAGUUUUGUAUAUAAUUAUUUUUGGAUAGAUUAGUAAUUAAAUUAAUUUAUAUGGGUCAUUUAGUAAUAUUAAGAAAUUUGUUAUGAGAUGGUAUUAUAAUUUAUAUAACAUAGAUGGAUAAUUUUGUAAUUUUGAGAAACUAGGUUAAUAAACCCACAUGUUUUGCUUCAAGCUUGGGAGAAGAACAAAAAAAACAGAGGGCUCGGGAGGUUUUUUUUGAAGGCUGCCGCAGGGUUUGAAAAAAAACAAAAAAAUAAAAAAAGGGGGGGGGGGAGAUUCAUAUAGUGAUGAUUUUGAUCUAAUCAUCUCUUGGAGGCAAGAUUUUUAAUGGUUCUCCUAUCUAUUAAUUUAGUUUCAAUAUAACAAUGCAUGAUUCGUAUGGAUAGAUAUGAAAAGAUAAACAUAUUUGUUUAAUCUGAUAUUGGGUGUCGGUUUUGCCAAAAUAUGAAUACGGUGGGUUGUUUUGGCACUUAAAAGGAGAUUUCUUUAGGCAGAGUAUCUUGUAUGUUGAUUGGGUGUGUGUAUUUUGGGGCUGAUAUGUGAUAGGUAAUUCUAAUGGUGGUACAUUUGUAGGAUACAAGCUUUAACUGCUAGCAACCAUGGGUUUAUAUAUGUAAAAAAAUAACAAUAGAAUAAAAUAAGUCUUGAAGAUUGCGGAAGCCGUAUUUUGGGGUUUUGGAAUUUACUUGUAGAGUACAGGAUUAGAUUAUUAUAUUAUAAAGAAAAGAAUGAUGGAUGCAUCAUGGUGAUCAAUAAUAAUUGUUUAUGUGGUGCAAUAUUU
This is a messenger RNA of Camellia sinensis, 1659 nucleotides long. The record is from RefSeq and is a predicted model, not a curated record. Lineage: Eukaryota; Viridiplantae; Streptophyta; Magnoliopsida; Ericales; Theaceae.